UGCGCGUAAACCCCGGGCGCGUGCAGCCGCCUCCGGGCCCCGCCCCCGCGUCUCUUCCUCUGCCCGGCGCUGACGCCGGCCCUCGCCGCCAGUCGUUGACAGCCGCCGAGCUGCGAGCUUCUUCUCUCCCGCAGAGGCAGGGACUCCUGAAUAUAUUUGAAAACUGAACAGUUUCAGCCAAGCCGAAGCAUUCUGUCUUCCCAGGGACACAAAUCCAACUUAGCUGAGCCAAAGCAGAUGACACAAUUUUGGAUGAUUUUCCUGGAUUUUCCAGAUAGAAAAUCAUACCUGGGACUUCCCUGGUGGUGCAGUGGUUAAGAAUCUGCCUGCCAGUGCAGGGGACACGGGUUCGAGCCCUGGUCCAGGAAGCUCCCACAUGCCGCGGAGCAACUAAGCCCGUGCACCACAACUACUGAGCCUGAGCUCUAGAACCUGCAAGCCACAACUACUGAAGCCCGUGUGCCACAGCUACUGAAGCCUGCACACCUAGAGCCCGUGCUCCGCAGCAAGAGAAGCCACCGCAAUGAGAAGCCCACGCACCGCAACGAAGAAUAGCCCCUGCUUGCCACAACUAGAGAAAGCCCGCACACAGCAACAAAGACCCAACGCAACCAAAACUAAAAUAAAUAAAUUUAAAAAAAAAAAGAAAAGGGCUUCCCUGGUGGCGCAGUGGUUGAGAGUCCGCCUGCCGAUGCAGGGGACACGGGAUCGUGCCCCGGUCCGGGAAGAUCCCACAUGCCGCGGAAAGGCUGGGCCCGUGAGCCAUGGCCGCAGAGCCUGCGCGUCCGGAGCGUGUGCUCCGCAACGGGAGAGGCCACAACAGUGAGAGGCCCGCGUACGGCAAAAAAAAAAAAAAAGAAAAAGAAAAUCAUACCUGGCUAGAACCUCCAUAACAGUCUAAAAUAGCAGCAAUUGCUUGCAUUCUUGUCUUGUUCAUUAUAUUAAGGAGAAUGCCUUUCCUCUUUCAGUUAAGAUAAGUCAUCAUGGUGAAAAGCCACAUAGCCAAUUGGAUCCUGGUUCUCUUUGUGGCCACGUGGAGUGACAUGGGCUUCUGCAAGAAGCGACCAAAGCCUGGAGGAGGAUGGAACACUGGGGGGAGCCGAUACCCAGGACAGGGCAGUCCUGGAGGCAACCGCUAUCCACCCCAGGGAGGGGGAGGCUGGGGUCAGCCCCACGGUGGUGGCUGGGGACAGCCCCACGGUGGUGGCUGGGGUCAGCCCCACGGUGGUGGCUGGGGACAGCCCCAUGGUGGUGGAGGCUGGGGUCAAGGUGGUGGUACCCAUAAUCAGUGGAAGCCCAGUAAGCCAAAAACCAACAUGAAGCAUGUGGCAGGAGCUGCUGCAGCUGGGGCGGUGGUAGGGGGCCUUGGCGGCUACAUGCUGGGGAGUGCCAUGAGCAGGCCCCUUAUACAUUUUGGCAGUGACUAUGAGGACCGUUACUAUCGUGAAAACAUGUACCGUUACCCCAACCAGGUAUACUACAGGCCAGUGGAUCAGUAUAACAACCAGAACAGCUUCGUGCAUGACUGUGUCAACAUCACAGUCAAGCAGCACACGGUCACUACCACCACCACCAAGGGGGAAAACUUCACUGAGACGGACAUCAAGAUGAUGGAGCGUGUGGUGGAGCAGAUGUGCAUCACCCAGUACCAGAGAGAAUACCAGGCUUAUUACCAAAGAGGGUACGGGUUACACAGCAGCUAUUGCAUCAAGAAUGGAUGUUCAUGCAACACUAGACUUCAGGGCAGAGGACAUUUUCACAGGGAAUGAACAUAACUAACAUAAUAUGAAAGGCUUCUGAGACUAAAAAUUUCCAGCAUAUGGAAGAGGUGCCCUCGGAGACAGCCUCCCAUUUUGGAUGUUUAAAGCACCUUUAUGUGGUAUUCUUUUCUUUAGUAAUGUAAACUAUAGAUAAUGAAGAUACUUUAAUUAAACUACCUUCUGGACACUGAGAGCAAAUCUCUUUUGUUUGUUUACCUGGAAAGCAGAAUGAUUUUAACAUUGUUUGGAUGAAGCCAGGAGAUUUUAACAUAGAGGAAACAGCAGCUAUAAAAACACGGUAUUCAGGUCCUUAGUUUCUGGAAUUGGCUUUUGAAUCAAAGAAUAGGGAGGCAUUCCAAAAAAAAAAUAGGUUAGAGAUGGUAGGAAUAUGAUCCAUUCAAAGUGGAAAAAGCAAUUCUGUUACCAUUAUUUAAGUAAGGUAAAAUUAUUCCCUGGGUUGUUCAAUAUUGUCACCUAGCAGAUUUACAUUACUAUUCUGCACUGUUAUUACUGGCUUGCACUUUGUGGGUAUCCUAUGUAAAAAAAAAAAAAAAUUUAUAUAUAUAUAUACAUAUAUAUAUAUUGCAUAUGACAAAAUUAGAAAUUUUGGUUAGAGCGAUUAACAUCUGAACUAUCUAAUGCAUUACCUGUUUUUGUAAGGUACUAAAUACUUAAUAACACUUAAAGGAAACCCUUUUGUGUGGUCCUUAGGCUUACAAUGUGCACUGAAUAGUUUUGUAUAAGAAUACAGAGUGGUAUUUGAAAUACGCAUGUGCUUUAUAUUUUCUAUAUUUGUAACUUUGCAUGUACUUGCUUUGUUGUAUUAAAAGUUUAUAAGUGUUUAAUAUCUGACUAAUAUUAAACAGGAGCUAAAAGGAG
Molecule: messenger RNA, 2639 nt
Organism: Orcinus orca (killer whale)
Lineage: Eukaryota; Metazoa; Chordata; Mammalia; Artiodactyla; Delphinidae
Gene: PRNP
Product: prion protein
Exons: 5
Coding region: 984-1769 (261 amino acids)
Biological process (GO): protein homooligomerization
Cellular component (GO): membrane
Source: RefSeq, a predicted model, not a curated record